GCAGUUAACAUAAUGACUUUAUGGAUAUGUUCCACUGAUAACUUCUUCGUGACUUUGUUCCAUAGGAAUCUGAUCAAUAAAUGAUGUAGAGUCGCUGGUUGAACCCACACCGGAUGUUAUCUACCCCAACCGUCCUUGUCAAUGUUUCUGAUAUAAAUAUUUUUAACUUGACGUUUCUAAUAAGAAGAACUGACCUAAGGAUAUACUACAGCGAUUCAUAGUAUUUACAGACUUUUAAUAGUUUCUGAACCAAAAUGAGACCGUCGAUCAUUAAAGACCCAGGGGAAACAAAGAUCGCAGAUCUGAGUGAAAUGAACACUUCCGGGUCACGGGUUCAUUGUUCAUUAGGUUUGGAGGGUAUCCAAACUUCUCGGCACAAUUCUCUGUCUUCUCUGCAGCUUUGUGAACAACUGUGCGACAUACUUCCUCUGUCUGAACAUAGCCGCCUGACGUUUCCAAAGGAUGACAAGAUCAUUCAAACUGAUAACUAUGUUGGUUCUAAUAGUUUAUUUAAAGCUAAGGCCUUUGAAGACUUGGGGAUUGAGUCUAUAUAUGAAAACGAGGACUAUUUCUUUAAUGGCAAUAUUUAUGAAGAUAUAAAUUGUACAACAAAACAUCUGGACAGGGGAGACUCGUCUUUGAGUAGAACUAUGACCUGCUACUCGGAAAGACUUCCUUGUGUUUCUCAAAUUAAGUCCCUUCCUCUGUGUGUUCAACAAACCACUCCGCCGGAUUCCGGAGUUUGCAGCGAGUCGACCUCUACUUUAACACAAAUGAACAAUACUAGUGACUGUGAUAGCUACUGCAAUUCAGACGACGCCGUUUCAGAGAAAAUUAGUGCUUUACUAAACAAUCCUCAAGAACAGGCUUUAACAGCUAGAAUACAAUCAGAUGAAAUCCUUUGUUCCAAUUGUGAAUGUGUCUCCUGUAACAGUCUAAACACAGAACUUGCAUGUACCUCGCAUAACGUGACAACGUGUACAGAAAAUAUCAGUCCAGAACCUGACCAAAGAACUAGUACCAGCACCACAGUUUCUGGCACUGAUGAGUUGCUACUACAUGUGGUGGCAAAGCUUGCCUCUCGUCAAAACUGUCUCAGAGAGAAGGAGAACCCACAAUCAAACGGCGUGAGCGAACAGCCGAGGAAGUCAGACAAAGACUCCAGUAAGAGAAACAAAUACACAAAACUGAAACGUUCUCGAGGUGUUCCCAAAGAGUCUUUCCUUUCCAAGUACACUUCCUGCCGGUGGGUUCUUGCUUACAUGUGUUUUAUGGGACGCUUCGUACAGACUGCUCUUCGUCAGUGCAUGGGCGUUGCUGUUCUGGGGAUGACGAUGAGGAGGACAUUCUUAGUGGAGGAAAUGUACAACGCCACCAUGGACACUACGACCCCGACUAAUUGGUCAGAGACCUACAACGAAUCUAUUGAUUCAUACAAUCAAACGUUUGAGGCUUACAAUCAAAGGGAAGUUCUGAUCAACAAAACCUAUACGGAGCAAGAGAUGUCAUGGGAUUCCAUAUUUGAAGGCGUGUUGUUGACCUCCUUCAACGCAGGGUCCAUCAUCACACCUAUUCUCGUUGGUUACCUGACAACAAGAUAUGGUGGACGAAACCUCAUGACGUUCUGUCUUCUCUGUGGUGGAGUUUUUACAGUUUUGCUGCCUGUGACGGCACGCGCUCAUCCCUCAUUGAUUAUAGCACUUAGACUUAUCACUGGAGUGGCGCUGAGUGGUUCCGAUUCCUUGAUACAGGCCAUGUGGGCCAAGUGGGCCCCCCGUUAUGAGCUAGCUUCACUUACUUCAUGUUCUUAUUCAGGUCUCAGUGUUGCUGGUGUCUUGACAUUUCUGAUCAGCGGUUAUCUUGUAUCUAUAGGUGGACACGGCAGAGGAUGGCCAUAUAUAUUUUAUGUGUUUGGCUCUCUGUGUCUCCUACUGGCUCCUAUUUGGUGGCUAACAGUCUACGAUUCACCUGAGAGCCACCCACGAAUCACCAAAAAAGAACUAGCUAUCAUUACGUUCACUAAGCAACCAGAAGUGUUCCAUGACAAACAGCCACUCAAGACACCUUGGAUGAGGAUUAUCAAGUCCCCGGCUGUGUGGGUGAUUUUGAUGGGUCACAUCUCCAACAAAUGGAUUCUCUCCUUCAUGUUGUCCUAUCUACCCAGAUACUUCUCAGACUUUUUCGCCUUUGAUUUAGAAACUGAUGGCCUUUUCUCGUCACUGCCAUUUGUUGGACGUAUUGUGUCUGGUCUGGUCACUGGCUAUUUGUCCGACUGGUUGCUGCUACGUGGAUUGUCUGUUUGUAAAACAAGGAAACUUUUCCAAGGGAUAGGCUGUUUUGGCUGUGCCUUGUUUUCGCUCUUCAUAGCAUUGAUCCCAACGCUGACCACUGGCUGGUCCAUCUCAUUAUUGGUCCUGGCAUUGUCCUUUCAGAACGUGACCUCAGUCGCUUUCAGGAUCAAUUUAUUGGACAUCGCGCCGAGAUACGCCGGGCUACUCAAUGGAGUUGUGUCCACCAUAGCCACGGUAAUCUCCCUGCCUGCCCCAGUCCUGACGUCACUGAUGAUAGCAGGGGGCUCACGUGAUGGAUGGACUAUCGUAUUCUGCCUCGUAGCUGCCUUCAAUUUUAUCGGUGGGCUUAUCUUCGUUAUCUUCGCUGAGGGAGACGUCCAGGACUGGGCCAAAUCCGACUACGCAAGCCUCAGCUCUGUGACGGUGGAUGUCCCCGAAGUUCACCGUCCAACAGACUCACAACUGGAAGUCUCCGUCACCGACUCCAGCGCUCAGGUCGAUCCUAAAGAGCUCCAGCUGCCCGUGCCGAGCCAGAGUAAGUUCAAAGUCAAGCCGCUCAGGGAAGUUAAGUCCGUGCCGUGCAGCAUGAGAAGAGGAAGCAAGAUAGCGAAAGUGAAAGUAGGAAGAAGAGCCACCUUGGACGAAGGAUCGUUGUUUAAACGUCUACAAAACCAGGCAUUUUCCAAUUUGGCACUAGCUGAUCUAUGAUCCAGGGUUGGUCUGUUUUGAAAGCGAUGACAAAAUGAAGGGGGCACUGCAUUCGAUUUGGUAGGCCUACAUCUGAAGUGAAAUAUGUUCUAGUGAUAAAGCUCUUUAGAGCUAAUGAACUUGUAAAUUGUAUACUAUUUAAAGAGAAGCAGAGCCUAUCCUAACAAGAGACGAAAGACAUUUUCUAAUGAGCACUGAUUUCAUGUUCAUAUGAUUUGAAAAUCGGAGUAAUAUUUAAUGAGAUUUUCAUCCGCCAUGUACUGAAGUCGAGUUGUUCUGGAGAAGAGAACAGCAAAUAUAAUGCUCACUACAUUAUAGCACGUUCAGAUGGAUAUGGACGUCAUAUAUGUAGGUCUACUCAAAUGACAUACAUUGGAACUCUUUUUUUCCCCAUACAUCUUCUCUCAUAGUUACAGACUCCGAAAUGACAUUGGGUUUGGACACAGCGCUGCACUUCUUGGAAACUGAAGAAUGACACUUUAAUUGGACCCAAGUGUUAGCGAGGCCUUGGUUCGAGUAGUCGAAUACACGAGAGCUAAAUAACGGCAAUAGUGCACACACAAGUCUCAUAUGUCUGAUGGAUGAUUCAACACACAUUUCUCGAGGAUCGAUACCAGGAGUAUUCCUUUGAAUCGUACACAGCAGACUUUAGACUGUACCUUAUGUUAUCAUUGGGGAAUUCUAACAGAGUUAGAGUUGACUUUUUGAAUUAUUCUUACACACACACACACACACACACAUGAUCAAACCUACUCAUAAGAUGUGAAAAAUGGACAACAGAUCUCUUUCAAUGUAACAUUGUUAUAAUUAAAAGAGUAAUAACGCAAACGGCCAAAUGUAACUCUGAUAGGACAAACCAACAAGAGGACACAAGCUAAAGUUUCCUCCUCGUUCUAGAGAGAAACAAAAACAAGAUUUUAACCUCGGAAAUCUGACCAGUCGUUAUGUUGCUAAGGCAACACAACUUAUUUAUUUUAGAAUCUCUUCAACAUUCGGUAUAACAAAACAAAAAUAUGAAAAAUCAGAGAUCAAAUGCACACAACUUGAACAUAAUAUAUUGUUUAAAAAACAUUUAGGCUUAUCAUAUACUUAAAACAACAAAAACUUUAUUUUUGUAUACUAUACUAUCAACAAAUUCAAGCGUGAGCACAUCAUUUCAGGAUUUGAUGGACACAUCAUUCGAGUAGCAUUGAUGAACUCCAUUUGAGCACUAUUAAUGAGCAGUCCAUAGGGGAAGCAAUGAUGGAUAUUCUGAGAACAAAUUGACCUAAUGGACACACUGUUUGAGAAUCGUUGUGCUUACUUCAUUCUAAAAACAUAAAAUUAAGAAAUGCUUAUUUAGUUUUAAUUAUAGUUAGUAGUUUUAGUGUGUAUAUUGCACGUAUUUUUAACAUUCUUAAAACGUAUGCCUAUCUUGAUAAAUAAUUCUAGUUUUGACAGCUGAAUAAAUUGAAUUGAACUAUA
This is a messenger RNA of Biomphalaria glabrata, 4463 nucleotides long. RefSeq names its product sialin-like. Gene Ontology annotation, biological process: monoatomic anion transport; transmembrane transport. Gene Ontology annotation, molecular function: transmembrane transporter activity. The record is from RefSeq and is a predicted model, not a curated record. NCBI's taxonomy places the organism in Eukaryota, Metazoa, Mollusca, Gastropoda, Planorbidae. The transcript is spliced from 12 exons. Bases 255 to 2999 code for a protein of 914 amino acids.